This is a messenger RNA of Bemisia tabaci, 1364 nucleotides long. Its product is annotated as protein lethal(2)essential for life. The record is from RefSeq and is a predicted model, not a curated record. Gene Ontology annotation, biological process: protein refolding; response to heat. Lineage: Eukaryota; Metazoa; Arthropoda; Insecta; Hemiptera; Aleyrodidae. Gene Ontology annotation, cellular component: cytoplasm; nucleus.
CUAUGGCAGAAUGUUCUAGAUACCGGUGUGAUAUAAAAGACCCGGCCGCUCGCCAACUUGUUAUCAGUUUAGUUUCUCGCAUCGCAUCUGCCGUUUUCGUGAGUGAGUCGUUACUAACGUUGCUCUGUGUACUCUCUCGAUAUUUUGUGAGCGGAAAGAGUCUGUAAAUCAUCUCUACUGCCUGACAGUGUUUGAACGAUUCAGAUUUGAACUGUUUGUACCUCAACAGUUAGAAGUUCUCCGUGCCACUGCAUCAACCUCUUGAAUCUUUCUACAUCCAGAACAUCACCAAUUUUUCCAUCAGGAUGUCUCUCUUGCCCUACUUGUUGGAAGAAUUGAACCGUCCAACAGUGUAUGACCAAAACUUCGGUGUUGGACUGUGGAAUGAUGAUCUGCCAUCAAUCACUGCCAUUCGCCCGUUUUAUAUGCGGCCGUGGAGACUGCUUCCCCAAAAUGAGAGUGGGACUUCAUCAGUACAGCACGAUAAAGAUGGAUUUAAGGUGAACUUAGAUGUGCAGCAGUUCAAACCUGAAGAAGUGAAUGUCAAAGUCAGUGACAAUUAUGUUACCAUCCACGCCAAACACGAAGAACGCAGUGAUGAGCAUGGUUUUAUUUCUCGGGAAUUCACUAGGCGUUAUCUCAUCCCUAAAGACGUCAAUGCGGAAGCCUUGACUUCAAGUCUUUCAUCUGAUGGUGUUCUCUCUGUACAUGCUCCGCCAAAGGCUAUCACCAAUGAGAAUGGCAGUGAGCGCCAAAUUCCAAUUACUAAAACCAAUGCUCCCGCAAUCAAACAGGAACAAGCGAAGAAGAAGUAAUCAAUCCUACCUUGAUGUCUAAUUGAGUUUUCCUCUUUCUCCUCAAUGAGCUUCUUCCUUUUUCCUUGUACUGUAAAUAUUUUCGCUUACUUAUUUUUGUUCCUAUCAUUGAGAACCAGCUUGUAUCAAGAAAUGUUAAACAGUGAAAGUGAAACAUAAAUUCCCUUUUAAAUACUUUUAUGCCCCGUCAAUAAUUGUACUAUCGUUUUCACGGAGCAAUAGUAAAAUUCCUAAAAAAAACCAUGUAUUUUUCAUAACAGGAUAUCAUCGUAAGUGUUGUGUAAGCAGAGUGCUACAGUUAGCACGUGUUCUCUUUUCACCACCACCAAGAAAUUACCACCGUAUUUUGUACUUUUUUAACUUUUAGAACUAUUUUUAAGUCUGCUCCAUUGUUACAUUAUACAAAGUAGUGAUAAGAAAUUCACUUGGAAGGUAUUUUGUUCUAGGUUAUUGUCAACAUGAAAUGAAUUACUGUACUGUUCUUGUGAGACUGCUACUAUUUAUGUAAAUUUUAUUAUUUUUUUAAAUAAAAUUUCCAGUCAAAAGUUA